Messenger RNA from Leptidea sinapis, 2613 nucleotides. Its product is annotated as zinc finger protein 761-like. The transcript is spliced from 10 exons. Gene Ontology annotation, cellular component: nucleus. Lineage: Eukaryota; Metazoa; Arthropoda; Insecta; Lepidoptera; Pieridae. The record is from RefSeq and is a predicted model, not a curated record. Bases 259 to 1386 code for a protein of 375 amino acids. Gene Ontology annotation, molecular function: DNA-binding transcription factor activity, RNA polymerase II-specific; RNA polymerase II transcription regulatory region sequence-specific DNA binding. Gene Ontology annotation, biological process: regulation of transcription by RNA polymerase II.
UCAAACUCUCACAAACGAAACACACUACAAAUCUCAGAAGUAUUCAAUAUAUCGAUAACAGGCAACUGUAAUAUACUAUAUGAAGUUAUACCACAAAUAAAAUCUGAACCCAAUGAUGCUGGCUCCGUUUGUUCCAACGACGAAUCUGACUACAAACCCGACAAGGUGGAACUUGAAGAGUGUGAUGAAGACAAAGUUGAAUUGUUCCGGAAGGUUAAGUUAAAACCAGCGGAUAUUGAAGCUGAAAGGAGAAGGAUUAUGAACAGUGAUGAUUAUGUGUAUGCUAUGUUUAAAUGUGAUAAAUGUAUUGUUCCGUUUUCAAGUAAAGAUGAUCUGGAUGAGCAUUUUAAACUUAAACAUAAAAUUGUGAGUAUAACAUGUUGUCUUUCAUACAUCACUUCAUUGUGUAUUCCGCCACAUUUAUCACUGAGAGAUUCCAAAUACAAUUGUGUUAUAUGCGAACGCGGGUUUAGUAGGGACUUAGCAUACAGAUAUCAUAUGAAUCGACACAGACUGCGGUUCCAGUGUGUUAUGUGUGAAGUCCUGUUGGGAACCAAGAGGGAAGUGAUGUUGCAUUCCAGAGAACAUGGUAACAAGUUGACCGAGUCACCCAUGUUCCCCUGCCCCAAGUGCAGCAAGCUGUUCAGGUGGAAGACCUCGCUGCGGAAACACCUGGAGCAGCAUCAGAUCGAAGAUGGUGAGAGACGGAAGCCCUACUGCGAGGCUUGUGGAUUGUACUUCACGUCGGCGAGAAGCCUCAAGAAACACCAGGACAGUUCAAAACAUAAGAUACAACUAAACACAGACAGUGAUGACAUAAAAAUGAUAAGCACGGUCGUGAAUGAGACUCAGAAGACAUACCCGUGCACCCUGUGUGACAAGAAAUUCCAGUGGAAAGGAAACCUGGUGAGGCACGUGCAAAGCCACAAGGCAAAAUUGAACGGUGACCUGGUGUGCGCACCAUGUAACAGGACUUUCUCGUCCAUAGCGACGUACCAGCAACAUAUGAAGAGCAGUCUCAAGCAUGUCUCUCAGAAUGAUCUGAAGUUUGUGUGCACCGACUGCGGCAAGCGAUUCGCCAGUAACAGUAAACUGCGCGAUCAUUCGGACUAUGAACAUCGCAAGAUAUACUCAAACACGUGUACCGUUUGUGACAAGGUGUUCAAGUGUCGUGCAUCUCUAUUCCUUCACAAACAAGUGGUGCACCAGAAGAAGGAGUUCCUUUGUGACCACUGCGGGAAAUAUUUCCCUAACAAAACGAAACUGGGUCAUCACAUAAGGGCGACACACACGCGCGACGGUUCGUACGUGUGCGGCACCUGCGAUGCCAAGUUCGCGUGGGCCUCCUGUCUGUCGAGACAUAAGAGGACACAGAAACAUGCGUGAACAAUACUGUUAAAGCGAACCCCCAGCUUAUACGUAUUCGAGUAUAAAAGCCCAUCCGCUAGUUUCCCAGAGGUUAGGUUAGAUUAUAGAUAAUAGAUAGAGCCUCUUACUGCUAGACAACCGAUGAAAACAGGCCAGGCUUAUUACUUAAGUAUGCGUCAUUUGUAUAUCACUUCAUGUUAGUUUGCGUGCAUUACUCAAAAUAGAGGUUACUUGUCAACCUUAUUUAAUUUGACGUGGUCACAGCUGUCACAUGUCACAUUGUCUAUCAAGACGUAAAAAUGAUCUAUGUUUAGAUCAUAGAAAUCUAAAUUAGUAAGUUAUAGAAUUGUUAUUAGUGCCAAUCACUUACUAAACGAUUCACGCCUAUAAACAGUAUGGAUUGCAUAUGUAUGAAAUAAAUGAAAAUACAAGUCAUACUGGUCCACAGAAGUAUCGUAAAUUUGAUUAUUAAAUGAAUAUCCCUAAAUUAUAAAGGAAAAUUUUCAAAGAAAAUAAAUAUCAAAAUUGAAUUGAAAAAUAGAAAACAGUCUGUUUAGACUACGUACUUUGACCCCGAGGUGCGACAACGUAGCUCACGCCGCCGCAUUGGCUGUUACUUCUCUUCACGUAAACAAGCUCUUAACAGUGAGAAAAAAAUGAAAAUUGAUUGAGACAUUUCACUUGAACUUUUAGAAAGUUAAAUUAAUAAAUACAGUGAAUCACUUGAAACAAUCGCGGGCUACGUAAGUAAUCACGGACACUCCAGACAUCGGGCACAAGCUCGCGUUAAACUGAAUUGACAAAUAAUAAAAUAAAAUGACGAAUAGAAAUAAAGGCCUUAAUACUUAAUAUCCAACAAUUCUAGUUUAUCGAUAUUUUAUUUACAAUUACAUACCAAUAACCUAAACAUGGCAUUAAACACUAAUAUUUUUAUGUUCGAAUAUUUUAAUAUUUUUAAAAAUUAAUGAAUGGAUAAGCUUUGUAAAAAAGAGUUUAUUAUUGUAAGUUCAAUAAUUACGAAAUCACUGUUUUCUGAGUGAUUUCCUGAGUACUGCGAACAAGUGAGUUGGUAUCUACGAUUUUUGAUAGUUUGAUUUCAAAUUACAUACAAGUAAUAAAAUGUUAUUGUUUAAUUCUUCCUUAUUCACACUCAUUAUGUCUGAACUACUUCAAAUUUAAAAAACAAACUUACGAAACUGUUUAGUAUUAAAUAAUUUGGGUGUAGUAAUUUUACAAUAAACAUUA